This is a messenger RNA of Nicotiana attenuata, 1050 nucleotides long. RefSeq names its product transcription factor MYB44-like. Gene Ontology annotation, biological process: regulation of DNA-templated transcription. The transcript has a single exon. Gene Ontology annotation, molecular function: RNA polymerase II cis-regulatory region sequence-specific DNA binding; DNA-binding transcription factor activity, RNA polymerase II-specific. NCBI's taxonomy places the organism in Eukaryota, Viridiplantae, Streptophyta, Magnoliopsida, Solanales, Solanaceae. The record is from RefSeq and is a predicted model, not a curated record. The coding region runs from base 181 to 960 and encodes 259 amino acids. Gene Ontology annotation, cellular component: nucleus.
UAUCUCUUAUCAUUUCCCAAAAAAAAAAAAAUUAUCAUUUGUGCCUCUAUAUAUACCCCCUUUACAUCACUCUAACCCCACUUAUUCACUAAACUAACCAUUAGUAUUCAACCCAAACACAACAAGUCCAUUUUCAAAAUUUCCCUUAACUAUCUUUCUUGUUGUGGUUAUUUUUGCAAAAUGGAAUUUUUAAACAGGUGUUCGACAUCUACUACUUCAUCUUCAUGUGAAUCAUCUUCAUCUGAAUCUUCACUUUCUGGUAAAACACCAAGAGAUGGGAAAAAAUCCGAGAGAAUAAAGGGACCGUGGAGUGCUGAAGAGGAUAAGAUUUUAACAAAACUUGUUGAGCGAUAUGGGGCUCGAAAUUGGUCUUUAAUUAGUAAAUAUAUAAAGGGUAGGUCCGGUAAAUCUUGCCGGCUCCGAUGGUGUAAUCAAUUAAGUCCAAAUGUGCAACACCGGCCAUUUUCGCAAACUGAAGAUGACACCAUUUUGGCUGCUCAUGCAAAAUAUGGAAAUCGUUGGGCUACUAUUGCAAGAUUACUUCCGGGUCGAACCGAUAAUGCUGUUAAGAAUCACUGGAAUUCGACACUAAAAAGACGUUACCAACAGUUACUUCAGCAGCAGCAAAAACAGAGCUCAGUUGUUUUUUCUGAUGUGAAAAUUAACGGGUCAACAUCGGGAUCUGGGCCGUGCAUGGAUUAUAUGAAUUCUAAUGAAAGUCCAAUUAGAGGGAAUUUUCCUAUUAAUAAUGUUGUUACGACUAAUUGUUGCAGUGAAUUUGAUGACCCAAUGACGACUUUGUCCUUAGCACCGCCGGGUAUGGGCGGCGAUGAGUUGCCGGAGAAGAAAACGGAGAGUUUUCCGGCGGGGUUUUGGGAUGUGAUGAGGGAUGUGAUUGCUAAAGAAGUGAGGGAAUAUGUUGCUUCGUCAUUUUCUGGGGCUUCAACGGGGUUUCCUUAAUUAGCAUUUAAAAGAAAAAAAAAAGAAUUACAAAUUGUUUCUUUUUAUUAUUUAUCAAUUCUAAAGUUGGCUUUCAGCUUUGAUAAUCAA